This is a messenger RNA of Closterium sp. Naga37s-1, 1359 nucleotides long. NCBI's taxonomy places the organism in Eukaryota, Viridiplantae, Streptophyta, Zygnematophyceae, Desmidiales, Closteriaceae. The record is from the annotation of a GenBank genome assembly.
AUGGUCCGCUGGGUAUCCAAUGCCGGACCUGCGGGGAUCCCGCUCACCUUGUCGACGAUCCGCUACCACGUGGCGGUGAUGGCACGCGACAUGGGCAAGCCACAAUCUUUCCGCUGCUCUGUCAGGUGGGUUCGCCGUGCUAUGCGGCGCAAUGGCAUCUGCUGCAUUGCCGCUACCGGCGAGGCCGCCGAUCAAGAUAUGGCGGCGGUGCGCACGUGCAGGGAGAAGCUCCCCCAACUUCUCAUGUAUCUUUCCGUCUCGCUACGCGACGUGUAUAGUUUUGACGAGACGGCGUUGUGGAUUUCAGUCCUUCCGCGGAAGAGCUACGGCGGUGCGCGUUUGGCGGGCCGCAAAAUCGCCAAGGAACGUCUCACCGUCGGACUUCUCGUGAACGCGGACGGAAGCCACGCGUUCCGCCCGCUCGUCAUCUCCAAGUCGAAGCGCCCGCAUGCCUUCCGUCCGGAUUACGACCCCGAUUCCGUUUGUUACUGGCGCCACAACGCGAAGGGGUGGAUGACCGCGGCGAUUUUGACGCACUUCAUGGAGCAGCUAGAUGCUGCUAUGUUCGCGGAAGAUCAGAACAUUGUCAUUCUGCUCGACAAUGCUUCCAGCCAUGUGCUCAAAAGUGAGCACGCCGAGUCCGUGGACAUCUUCGGCUUCCGCACCCGGUCCCUGCGCAACAUCAGGCUGGUGUUCCUUCCGCCGAACACCACCUGUUUCACCCAGCCGCUGGACCAGGGCCUCAUCGCGAUGAUGAAGGCUCGACUCACCGCUAGCGGUACGGGCAAUACUCCGCUCGCCAUCGAUCUCGACAAGGAGAUCGGCGACGUGGGCAUUUUGAUCGACCGGCUUGGACUCGGUCCGGGUGCAAUGCCGGCCGCCGACUUCGUCGCGAUUGAUGACGGGCAGCCGACAUGCGCCGAACCGGGCGAGGAUCCCCUCGCCAUCAAGCCCGCCUCGGCGUAUUCGGCGCAGUCUUGGGAAGCGACCGCGACCAUGCAGGCGGUGUACGACGAUGUGGACCCGGCGACACGCGAAGCACGUCGCACGGCAAGGGCGGCAUGUGAAAUGCUCAUCGGAUAUGCGCGCGCGACAUGCAUCACCCCCUGCGAGCUGUGCGCUCUGUUUGAAAUUCGCGACCCGAUUAUCAUCGAGCGCAUGGAGCGGGCAAGCCCGCCUCUCAACCUCAACACGAUGCCGAUCGCCACUCCCCGGCCUUCCGCCAACCCAGAUGGCGCGCACCCUCGUCCCCGCGGCCGCGUCCUCCCUGCGUGGAUGACGGCGCCCUCUCCCCACCAGGAGCUCAUUGACGACGGUGCUACUGCCGUCAUGGACGGCUUCAUUGACGCAGCUGAGUGA